AGGAAAGAUUAUAAAACAGGCCCUGGCGGUGGGCACCACACAUUCUGGUGGAAGCCCGGAGGAGCAGCCGAGCGAGGACAUGGGACCCCAAAGCGGCCGGCUCGUGGCUCUGCUCCUCAUCCUGGGGCUGUGUGCGCUGGCUGGGGCCCAGAAACCAUCUCCCUGCCAGUGCUCCCGCAGGAGUCCCAAGGACAGGAAGAACUGUGGCUACCCGGGCAUCACCGGCGACGAGUGCUUCUCCUCCGGGUGCUGCUUUGACACCACGGUGGCUGGCGUCCCCUGGUGCUUCAAGCCCCUCCCCAAGGAAGAAAAUGAGGCGUGUGUCAUGGAAGUCUCAGCCCGCAGGAACUGUGGCUACCCAGGCAUCAGCCCUGAGGAGUGUGCAUCUCGAAAGUGUUGCUUUUCCGACACCAUCCCCCAGGUGCCCUGGUGUUUCUACCCACUGCCUGUGCAAGACUGUCAUUACUGAGACACAGUGGCCUCAGAGAACCCGUCAGGCUCCCUGGAUGUUCCAAAACCAAAGAAGAAUACACACCAUC
Molecule: messenger RNA, 539 nt
Organism: Manis javanica (Malayan pangolin)
Lineage: Eukaryota; Metazoa; Chordata; Mammalia; Pholidota; Manidae
Gene: TFF2
Product: trefoil factor 2
Biological process (GO): negative regulation of gastric acid secretion; maintenance of gastrointestinal epithelium; chemokine-mediated signaling pathway
Molecular function (GO): CXCR4 chemokine receptor binding
Source: RefSeq, a predicted model, not a curated record